This is a messenger RNA of Budorcas taxicolor (takin), 939 nucleotides long. RefSeq names its product olfactory receptor 5AS1-like. The coding region runs from base 1 to 939 and encodes 312 amino acids. Gene Ontology annotation, molecular function: olfactory receptor activity; G protein-coupled receptor activity; odorant binding. Gene Ontology annotation, biological process: sensory perception of smell; G protein-coupled receptor signaling pathway. Gene Ontology annotation, cellular component: membrane. NCBI's taxonomy places the organism in Eukaryota, Metazoa, Chordata, Mammalia, Artiodactyla, Bovidae. The transcript has a single exon. The record is from RefSeq and is a predicted model, not a curated record.
AUGUUGGAGAAUAAUUGUACCAUGCCGACUGAGUUCCUACUUGUUGGAUUCACAGAUUAUCUACCUCUCAGAGUUACACUAUUCUUGGUAUUUCUCAUAGUCUAUACACUAACUGUGGUGGGAAAUGUAGGUUUAAUAAUCCUAGUUAAUAUCAGUUCAAGCCUUCAAACCCCCAUGUAUUAUUUUCUCAGCAACUUGUCUUUUUUAGACAUUAGCUACUCAACAGCAAUCACUCCUAAAAUGCUGGUAAAUUUCUUAGCAUCCAAGAAAAGCAUUUCCCUCCCUGGCUGUGUGCUACAGAUGUUUUUCUUUGGUUGUUUUGCUGAUGCUGAAUGCCUUAUCCUGGCAGCAAUGGCCUAUGACCGCUAUGCAGCCAUCUGCAAUCCACUGCUCUAUUCUGCUCUUGUGUCUCGGAGAGUCUGUGUCUGCUGCAUUGUAUUGGCAUACUUCAGUGGGGGUGUGACUUCAAUGGUCCAUGUCUGCCUCACAUUCAGGCUGCCAUUUUGUGGUACCAAUAUCAUCAACCAUUUUUUCUGUGAUAUCCCGCCUCUCCUGGCUUUAUCCUGUACAGACACCUAUAUCAACGAACUUCUGCUCUUUGCCUUGUGUGGCUUCAUCCAGACCAGCACUUUUGUGGUCAUCUUUAUCUCGUACUUCCGUAUACUCCUCACUGUAUUGAGCAUCAAGUCCUCAGGUGGAAGAAGCAAAACGUUCUCUACCUGUGCCUCCCAUCUCUUGGCAAUCACCUUAUUCUAUGGAACACUCUUGUUUAUGUACUUGCGUCCCACUACCAGCUACUCCCCAGAAACUGACAAAGUAGUUGCAGUGUUUUAUACGGUUGUCUUUCCCAUGUUUAAUCCAAUAAUCUACAGCUUCAGAAACAAAGAUGUAAAAUAUGUCCUCAGAAAGCUAUUGGACAGAACUGGGACUCUCAAAUGA